Telopea speciosissima is the source of this 2540-nucleotide messenger RNA. RefSeq names its product probable protein S-acyltransferase 22. Gene Ontology annotation, cellular component: endoplasmic reticulum; Golgi apparatus. Gene Ontology annotation, molecular function: protein-cysteine S-palmitoyltransferase activity. Gene Ontology annotation, biological process: protein targeting to membrane; peptidyl-L-cysteine S-palmitoylation. The transcript has 10 exons. Bases 288 to 2180 code for a protein of 630 amino acids. The record is from RefSeq and is a predicted model, not a curated record. NCBI's taxonomy places the organism in Eukaryota, Viridiplantae, Streptophyta, Magnoliopsida, Proteales, Proteaceae.
AUUUCUUCUAUUGUAUCUCUCUCCAUGGCUGGAGAGAUGAUGAAGUGAACCAGACAAGCUUUUCUUCACUGUCCAUUGCUUCCUCUCUCUCAUCCCAAGACCAAUCAUCAUCUCUCCCCCACCUUUUCUUCUUUUCUUUUCCUUUAUUUUUCACUUCUUCUUGAUUAGAACGGUGGAAAGUAGACAUGCAAUCCUCUUGUUUGUUGUUAGUGCAUCACAUCUGUCCCUGAGUAGUAGUAGCAGUAAGCAGUAGAAGAGGAAGGGAGGGUGAAAAAAGAAGGCAGGAAAUGAGGAAGCAUGGAUGGCAGCUUCCCUACCAUCCUCUUCAGGUGGUUGCAGUGGCUGUGUUUCUGGCACUGGGGUUCGCGUUUUAUGUUUUCUUCGUUCCGUUCGUAGGGAGGAAGGUGUUUCAGUACAUUGUGAUGGGGCUUUACACUCCUUUGAUUACUUGUGUCUUUGGUCUGUACAUUUGGUGUGCGGCUGCUGAUCCUGCGGACCCAGGAGUCUUCAAGUCCAAGAAAUAUGUUGGCACUGCACACUGUGGAAAGCAUAAUCAGCACAAGGAAUCUAAACUAGGAGGAGAAUCAACUUCUUCAACAUAUAAAACUAAUACUGGAAUGAUUGGAGAGAAGCCCUUGGAUGAGAGUGUGACGGGCAUGGAAUCCAUUGGGGAGGACACCACUGAUGAAACUGACAAGAAUUCAUCCUCUCAUGGGCAGUCUUGUUGUAUGGUUUUAUUAGGGUUCUGUACAUGUGCUUUUAUGUGUAACUCCUGCAAUCAACGUGAACAAUUUUCUGAGCAAGAAAUGAGUGAAGAAGGCAUGUUCUACUGCAGUUUGUGUGAGGUGGAGGUUUUCAAGUACAGCAAGCACUGUAGAGUUUGUGAUAAGUGCGUUGACCGCUUUGAUCAUCACUGCAGGUGGCUAAACAACUGUAUAGGCCGAAAGAAUUACCGACAGUUUUUCACCCUCAUGAUUACUGCUAUUCUCUUGCUUAUUCUACAAUGGUCGAUAGGAAUACUUGUGAUGAUCUGCUGUUUUCUUGAGCGUAACCGAUUCUCUGUGGAGAUCACCACCAAGUUGGGGAGCAGUUUCUCUUUGGUUUCCUUUGUUGUUGUGGUGGCUUCAUGCACCAUUUUGGCUAUGAUUGCUACUCUACCGCUUGCUCAGCUUUUCUUCUUUCAUGUUCUCCUCAUCAAAAAGGGAAUCAGCACCUAUGACUAUAUCGUUGCCUUGAGGGAGCAAGAUCAACAAGGAAUUGGAGGUCAGCAGAGCCCUCAAAUGUCUACUGUCAGCUCCCUUACUGGUCUUAGCAGUGCAAGCUCCUUCAAUACUUUCCACCGAGGUGCAUGGUGUACUCCUCCACGCUUAUUUCUUGAAGACCAGUUUGAUGUUGUUCCUCCAGACACUGCCAUGUCUGUUAGCUCGUCAGGUAAGAGGAUAGUGGUAGACGAAUCAAUCAGGAAAAAGAAUGCCGGGCCUGUAAAAUUAAGUCCUUGGACAUUGGCUCGGUUGAAUCCAGAAGAAGUCUCAAAGGUUGCUGCACAGGCAAGGAAGAAGUCCAGAAUCUUGCAGCCCGUGAUGAGAAGGGAAGCCCCACUUGGUUUAGAAACAGACAGAAGCUUUGGCAGCAACAGUGACCGGAUGUUCCAAAGGCCUGAGAAUCGGAGACGAGCAAGUAAGCGGGUCCGGCUCCCAGCUGAACUUCCUCUUGAGCCACUCAGCAAGAUAUCUGCCAAGGAUGCGAACAGCAAUCUCAUUGAUCCAGUGGCAGAUACAUCCACCAGUUUGGCUCCUUUGCAGCACGAGGCACGGAGUGCAUUUCGCACAAGCCGAGCCAUGUCAGCCUUGUCUGGGGUUAUUGCUUCUUCUCCUGAAAGUAGUCUGGAUUCACCAGAUCUUCACCCAUUCCGUGUCUCCUCAUCGGGAGCAGAAGAGGGACGAGGGCUCACUGCCAAUCCUGCUGCUUUCUCUGCUGCUCUUAAAGGAAUUCCAUUGUCAAGGUCAACUAGUGAUGGAUAUGAAGCAUCAGGUGGUGAAGAUAGUGACCGGGUUCCCUCCAGAGUAGUCCAAAGGUCAACAAACUGGAGUAAUCUCCUCUUCAGCUCCAGGCAUGAAGAGAGGUCAGUUAAAUUGAAGGCAUCAUAUUCAUCAAGUCAGGCAAACAGCAGAAAUCUUUGAAACUAACAGAAUUAUGUUGUCCUUUUGGCUUGAUAUUCUUUUAUUCAUGAUCAAGAGUUCAAUUUGUCUGUGAACAGUUACUAGUCUCAGCUCUGCUUACUAGAAAUGAAUAUUGGGGUAAACUUGUCUCCUUCAAUUAAGGAGAAAGGAGACGGUAAAUGUACUGAGAGUACUCUGUAUUUGUGGAGAAUGGCUUGAGCUCCUUGAACUUAGUUGCGGUAUCUUGUACCUGGUUCUUGCCAUUUAGAAUAGAAGAGAACCUCGUUGUUAGGCGUGUUGCAUUGUGACUACUACUACUUUGCUCUUUUGAGUGGGUUUCUGCUUAAAAAGGAAUUACUCAUAUCGGAAUAGCUAAUCAUU